Messenger RNA from Rosa chinensis, 1962 nucleotides. Its product is annotated as aspartic proteinase NANA, chloroplast. Lineage: Eukaryota; Viridiplantae; Streptophyta; Magnoliopsida; Rosales; Rosaceae. Gene Ontology annotation, molecular function: aspartic-type endopeptidase activity. The transcript has 2 exons. The coding region runs from base 377 to 1837 and encodes 486 amino acids. Gene Ontology annotation, biological process: proteolysis. The record is from RefSeq and is a predicted model, not a curated record.
GUUUGGGUUUAAUGGUGGCACAAAAGCUUUAUAUAGUUAGCAGAGCCCCAACUCCAAAAAUUAUUAAAGGCGCCCCCCUUUAUGGUUUCAACCUCACAUUGCCUUCUCCUUUUAGUUUCUUUGUGAAUUAUGAUCCAAUCCUCAUCUUCUUCUAGAUUUUCAUGUACUUGUUACAACAAAGGGUGCAUCUAAACUGAGAAUAACAAUCCACAACUACUAAACCACACCAAACUCUGUUUCAGUUUCUUCCUAGGCCUGUUUCUAGCUCUGUUUCUAAUCUGUUUCUAGUCUGUUUCAGCUCCUCCUCCCUUUUUUUAUACUCUCUUCGGUGUUCUUGUUACAUUUUAUUAUUGCGGACGGUGAAUUCAUUGUGACGAUGAAGGGGAGGCCAAACGCAUUCCUCUUCAUCAUCUUCUUGCUCUCUGCCCUUCACGGGAUUUUCUCUGUUCAUUCAUUUCUCAAUGAAUUGAAACAAGACGAACCCAUGAGAUUAGAGCUCAUUCACAGGCACUCUCCGAAGCUCAAUGGACAUGGUUUGCGUGACGAAAUGCCGAAAACGCAGCUAGAACUCAUCGAAGAGCUCCACCGCCACGACCUCAUUCGCCAACAAAUGAUCUCCCGCAAGAGGCAACACCACCAUCAUCACAUUCAAACUGACCUAAGGAGAAAUGCAUUGGAAACAGCUUCCAUUGCAAUGCCAUUGAGUUCGGGUUGGGAUUUCGGUGUCGGCCAGUACCUUGUUCAGGUUAAAGUGGGAACACCUUCACAGAGAUUCCUGUUGAUUGCAGACACAGGGAGUGACUUGACAUGGAUGAAGUGCAAGUACCGGUGCGGUGAGAAAUGUGGGUUGAAAAGAGCAAAGAUGAAGAAGAACAAGAAGAAGGUGUUUCGUGCCACUCAAUCUUCAACCUUCAAAACUAUCCCUUGCUCUUCUGAGAUGUGCAAGUUCGAGCUUGACUUCUCUCUCACAAUAUGUCCAACCCCAUUGAGCCCUUGCAAAUAUGAUUAUAGGUACGCAGAAAAAUCUGGUGCAUUGGGCUUCUUUGCGAAUGAGGCUGUAAGAGUACCCCUUACGAAUGGUGGGAGUGCGAAGCUGAAUGAUGUGCUAAUUGGCUGCACAGAGACCAUCGAGGGCCCUAAAGAGGCAAGCAUCUGGGGAGGUGAUGGGAUAUUGGGUCUAGGGUUCAGCAAGCACUCAUUCGUUGCGAAAGCUGCUUCAAACUUGGGUGACAAGUUUUCCUAUUGCCUAAUUGAUCACAUGAGCAACAAGAAUGUGUCGAGCUAUCUCACAUUUGGUGGAAGUGCUGAACCCGCACUGCGAAACAGCAUGAGUUACACAAAGCUUGCUUUGGGUGGCCCUAAAAUUGGCCCAUUUUACGCUGUAAACUUGGUGGGGAUAUCAGUCGGGGGCAAAAUGCUAAAGAUACCAAAUGAAGUGUGGGUUGAAAACCUUGGUGGUGGAACAAUUGUUGAUUCAGGCACAAGCCUCACGUUUCUAACCUCACCAGCUUACAUACCUAUCAUGGCUGAAUUGACAAUGGCUUUGUCCAAGUACGAAAAAAUACCGUUGGAUGCAUUUGAGUUCUGCUUCAAUUCCACUGGUUAUGAUGAGUCUUCAGUGCCGAGAUUUGCAGUUCAUUUUGCAGAUGGAGCUAAAUUUGAGCCCCCAGUGAAGAGCUAUGUUAUUGAUGUUGCUGUACAGACAAAGUGUCUAGGGUUUAUGUCAGCUAUAUUUCCUGGCACCAUUGUUAUUGGCAACAUAAUGCAACAAAAUUAUUUGUGGGAAUUCGAUUUGCGGGGAGGUACAUUGGGUUUUGCUCCUUCAAGCUGCACCUAGUUUUGGUUUAGAAUGGAAUUGUAAGUGACGUGCUCUUAAUUGUAAUUCUUUUCUUGAUCCAGCCGGAUCCCUUCCUUCUCUCUCUUUCUUCUUCUAUAUAUGUGUACGUAUUACAUUCAUUGCAA